Molecule: messenger RNA, 546 nt
Organism: Scylla paramamosain (green mud crab)
Lineage: Eukaryota; Metazoa; Arthropoda; Malacostraca; Decapoda; Portunidae
Exons: 2
Coding region: 1-546 (181 amino acids)
Source: RefSeq, a predicted model, not a curated record
AUGUCGUGGAGCAGCGAGCCAGGCCGCUCGGGAGACAACCGCCACACACGUCCCCUUCUGGCUGGUGUACAGAGCAUUCCCUUGUCACGUCCUCACCGUCCUCCACACCAGCUUGUCACACCCUCACCAUCCCCCACGCCAGCUUGUCACACCCUCACCAUCCCCCAAAUCAGUUUGUCACACCCUCAUCAUCCCCCACGCCAGCUUGUCAUACCUUCACCAUCCCCCACGCCAGCUUGUCAGACCCUCACCAUCCCCCACGCCAGCUUGUUACACCCUCAUCAUCCCCCACGCCAGCUUGUUACACCCUCACCAUCCCCCACACCAGCUUGUCAUACCCUCACCAUCCCCCACGCCAGCUUGUCAUACCCUCAUCAUCCCCCACGCCAGCUUGUCAUACCCUCACCAUCCCCCACAUCAGCUUGUCACACCCUCAUCAUCCUGUACGCCACCAUAGCCACAUCCACACACUCCCAUUCCACACCUGCCACAUUCAUCCACGUCACACCGGCAGCAUGCUCCUCCACAACUUCUUCUCUAGCCUAA